UAACAGUCAGUCAGAUUUUUGGCGUGUUCGUUGUAAGACGUCUUUUGACCUUGAAAUUGUAGUAGCGAGCUUCAUUCUGAUUAAUUCAGGGGAUUUUUUAGUAGAAGUGGUAAACAAUACUUCGUGAGAAACAAAACGUUUCUUUUAUUUUUAGAUGGAUAUAAAGAGGGAUUACCAAUAUUAUGUUGUGGAAUUUUCGGAUCCGCCAUACUGUGACAUCGAUCAAUAUGUUUGCAUUCCGGAUUCUUGGAUUCAGUUACGUGAAAUAGUGGAUCAAGCAGUUGUUACUAAAUUUCCCGUUGAAAAUUUAUCAAUAACAAAAAAACGUGUUAAGGAUGGUGAGGUUUUCUCAGAUGCUUGGUCAAUUUAUGUGGCCGAAGUUAAAUAUGGCACUGAUUCUUACGAAGACGCAGAAAAAUACAUCAAAACACUCACAGAAAAAUUAAUUAACAAACAAAGCAGUUCAGGGCCGGUCAAUAAUGACGAUGGUGUGUCGAAGAUAUUGAAAAGCUUACGAAGGUCCAAGCGAAUUCAGUCAAAUCUAAGUGUAAACAAACCUCAAGUAUCUGAAGCUCCAUCAAGCUAUAACAGAGAACCCGUAUCAGAACAGCUAGCAGCGAUCAGUACAAAAAUCGCAACUCAUAAAAAACAUACCAAUGGAGUUGCGACUAUUAACUCUGAUAAUGAGGUCGUAAAACAGACGGAUGCUUUAUCAGAAUCAUUAAAUGGCGAACAGCUGUUAUCAAAUACGGAACAUUAUCUGUAUGAAGUUACCGGUAGACAAGAAAACAACGAUGAAACAUUAAAUAAUGUUGAUUCCAUUGAAGAUGAUAAUGGUCCACAAAGCAUAGCAGGUAAUGAAUCACCAGUGAAUCAUGAUAGCCCGCAGUUAACAAAUAAAUCAUUAGAUGCUACAAUAAUUAGCGAACCAAUUUCGGAUACUGGCAACCCAGGUCAGAUUAAAAACGUCAGUGACCUUUAUUUUGAAGAAGGCUUAUUAUUCCUUGAUCAUACGUACGAUGAACUUGUUCAACACUGUACGUACUUAGAAAAACUGAUGGAUGGUAUAAAUAAUCGAUAUUAUAGUGGAAGUUAUGAUCCUUUGAAUACUACAAUAAAAGAUAAGGUAGCUCCGGUGGUAGAAGAGAUAGAACGUGAAGAAAAAGAAAUUGAAAAAAAAAGACAAGUGCUGAAACGAACACAAGCUGAAAUAGGAAUUAUCAAAAGAAGAGAAACCGAAAGAAACGAACAAGAAAUUGAUGAUAGUGCUGAUAAUGAUGAUGAGGAUGACGAUAAUAAUGAUGAUGAUGAUGAUGACGAUGGUAAUGAUAAUGAUGAUGAUGAUGAUGAUGACUAUGUGAAAAGAAAACGAUUUCAAUCUCGCACACUUACUUUACCACCUGAAUAUGAUAAAAAUGACUCAAAAUGGACCUUGAGGUAUCGUGAGUACGCACCAGGGCUUGUUGAACUUAUAGAACAUACAGGCGUGUAUAUCAAUGCUGUUAAACUCGUCAAUUGUAAAAGACUAGCCAAAAAUUCCAAAACACUAGCACGAUUAUUGUUAGUAGAAAUUUUUACAGAGAGUGCGUUGUAUACAUGUUCCUUAACUGGCGUUAGAGCUAAGGCAUUCGAUAUUGAUGGGACACAUGUAAGGCCUGGAUUGGAUGAAAAUGCAAGAACUGUUUUAUUGACUUACGUUGAACAGUAUGCCCAAGCCAAUAAGUGGCCUAAAACAGCCAAUCAGUCUAUUUUAAACAGUAUACGUAAUAAAAUGCAAGAAAUUAGAUUCAAAUAUAAUAAAUGAAUGUAUUUAUAGAUUAUAUCAAUAUUUUAUUGUUACAAAAGCUUACGGGUAUUAGUAUUAGUUUAUUUAAUCAAUUUUCAAGGAUUCAUUAGCGUAAGUUGAUAAGAUUUUUCCGCCUACUAAUUGACGUGUAUCAUAUUAUACAUGGAAAUAUAAGAAUCAUAAUAUAUUGUGUUUUUUUCCUCCUCAUUUUACUCUAACCACUAAUUAAUACUCGAAAUAAGUCUAAUUAUCCUUAAAUGGAAUUAAUCAGCAGCUGCCAUUCCACUCAACUGUCGACAACAAGUUAUAAGAAUACCAAUUUAUUUCAUUCCCAAUCGGGAACUGAUCACAUAAAAUCUAGUGGUAGAAAAUCAAAUCAUUAUUUAGAGGGCACAUUUAUUGCCUUUACAUUAGUAUAUGUAACCAACUCCAUCAUCAUAUGUGUGUCUUUAAGUAAAAAGUACACCCGAGUCGAAAUUUGGCCCUCAGUUCUAUCUCAAAUAACCAAUUUUGCUAUGGUUGUGCAGAGCCAUUGAGAAUGAAAUUACAUAAAACUUUGCUCCUCAUUCGACUCUCAGUGCUGUAUAGUUAUCGGACAAAAUACUAUAGUGAGGUUGAAAUGAGGGCGAAAUUUUGAGCCCCAUAAACCCCUUUUCCCUCCAUCCUGUUUUAUUUACUUCCCUGAUUGAAAAAUCCACUACAUUCUUAUAGCUGUAUGUACAAAAUAUUUAUUGGUGCGCAUCGUUUGAUAGUUACGAUUACAAUGGAAAAUUCUUGAUUGUUGAUGAGUAAUUUAAUAAAAUAUAUGUUUUUUCAUAAAUAACAAGUUCCAAGUUACAUUACGUUUGUAUACCACAUCAUUGCUUUUUCGUUAUUGAUUAUUGCGUCAUCCAGAAAAGAGACGAAGCGAGAUACUCUGUCGCACGUACGCGCCCACCCACAAAAAAACAACCUUGAACAGUCUACUGGGUGUUGACCGAAUUCAUUAUCGGGCGCGGCGGCGAACGCUGGCGUUGUUUUCAGAAGCUCAUAAAUAAUUGAUUAAAAUAAAUUCUGAGUAUUUACAACUGUGAUCUGGGCGUCAUCAAUCCAACUACUGUUGUUUGUGUGGAGGUAAGUGUUUCAGUUUUUUUUCUUAAAUUGAAGCCCUUUUGACUUAAAAUAAGUGUAUACAGUGGAAUUUUUGUAACUUUUACACCUCCUUACUCUCAAUUCCCUUCAUUUCUAUCAAUAAAGUGGGAAAAAUAUCCGUGUACUGUCAUGCAUUCUCUACCUCUUAUUUAUGGAAUUUUGAGCCUUUCGUUGUCAAAGUUUAUGAGCUUUCCCUACGACAAAAAACCAUAGAGUUUGUAGCCUUGAAAAUAGAACGAAUUGAAUUAUGCAUCUUAAAAUAUAACAUUUGUUUUUGAAUUGAAUAUGAGCACUUCUUUUUAGACUCCAUGAGGGUUUUCAUUUCUUACGACACCGAUAUGCAAUAACAUUAUAGUCGAGAAGAUAAUUGAGGCACUGUUUGGGUGUUUUGCGUCUAUAUUUAUACGAAAAACGUAAUACUUGUUUAUCAUUUGAUUUUGUUAUGACUCGGUCGGUUAUAAACUUUUCCCAGAACGCAA
Molecule: messenger RNA, 3396 nt
Organism: Microplitis mediator
Lineage: Eukaryota; Metazoa; Arthropoda; Insecta; Hymenoptera; Braconidae
Product: protein PFC0760c-like
Exons: 3
Coding region: 155-1804 (549 amino acids)
Molecular function (GO): DNA binding
Source: RefSeq, a predicted model, not a curated record